AUGCUGUAUGGCAGCGAAACGUGGACGAUUGCCAAAGCAGAGCGGAGAAGGAUAGAAGCUUUCGAGAUGUGGUGUUUCAGAAGAAUACUUAAAAUAAGUUGGACGGACAUGGUAUCAAACGAGGAAGUAUUAGAAAGAAUGUCCGUGAGAAGAACUUUAUGGAGUAGUAUCAAGAAAAGAAGAAAUGAAUGGAUUGGACAUGUAUUGAGACAUGGUGGGUUGCUAGGAUUAAUCAUAGAAGGCUGCGCGGAAGGAAAAAAUGCUAGGGGAAGACCACGAAUGGAAUAUAUGCAACAAAUAAUAGAGGACCAAGGUUUUACGUAA
Messenger RNA from Cinara cedri, 324 nucleotides. The record is from the annotation of a GenBank genome assembly. Lineage: Eukaryota; Metazoa; Arthropoda; Insecta; Hemiptera; Aphididae.